AUGGCCCCCACUGCUCUCGACAAAGGAAAAGCGCGUGCGCGUGCAGAGGAUGUUGAAAAAGACGUUGCACCUGUCAACACGCGCGCGACCUCGCCUUCUGCCCGCUCAAGCUCCUCAGGCUCCGACACAGACAGUGACUCCUCAGACUCGGACUCGGAUACUUCUGGCUCUGAUUCCGACUCGGACUCUGAAGAUGAUGUGACGCAAGAGUUCUUAGAGUAUCUGCUUGCCCAGGCCAGGCGUAAUGCCUCCCAGGCCUCCGCGCAGCAAGCCGCGAGCAAAAGCGGCGAGGAGGAAUUCAUUCAGUUGGACUCUGACGAUGAGGGUGAAGGCAAAAAACAGCUGCCAUUACCCGCACUAGACACCGGCUCGCUACCCGCCCCGUACAUCACGCUCUCAGAGGACCGCGUCGCCGGCCCCUCCAAGCUGCGCGACCCAGACGUCGAGCAGGCCCAGCGCGCCGCGUCCUCCAUAUCCGCGCCCGCAGUGCCCGCGCCGCCGCCAGAAGUGACGGCGGACGGGAAACGGCUCACGAAGAAGGAGGCGAAGCAGGUGCGUGCCCCGCCCCCGCUGCCCCCUGCAGCCCCCCUCUCACGCAUGAUGAAAAACAAGACCGCGGGCCCGGCGUGGUUCGACCUCCCCGCGCCUGCGGAGGCGGACCUGCCCCGGCUCUACCGCGAGGUCGAGGCGCUCCGGCUGCACAAGCAGCUCGACCCGAAGCAGUUCUACCGCAAGGAGCCUGGGGAGGGCAAGGGCAUCAAGGGCCUCCCAAAACACUUCGCGAUUGGCAAGAUCGUCGCGACGCCGAAUCCGUUCGGGAAGGCGAGCGCGGACAGCCUGCCGCGCGCGAGCCGGAAACGCACGCUCGUGGACGAGCUGGUGGACGACGCGGAGGCGAAGAGCUACGCAAAGAAGAAGUUCAGAGAGCUGCAAAGCGUGCGGGGCGCCCGCGGACGGGGCACCCUCGCGGCGAAGAAGGCGUUGCGGAAACCCAAGUGGUAG
Trametes versicolor FP-101664 SS1 is the source of this 1002-nucleotide messenger RNA. Its product is annotated as Fcf2-domain-containing protein. The record is from RefSeq and is a predicted model, not a curated record. Lineage: Eukaryota; Fungi; Basidiomycota; Agaricomycetes; Polyporales; Polyporaceae. Gene Ontology annotation, molecular function: RNA binding. The transcript is spliced from 4 exons. Gene Ontology annotation, cellular component: nucleolus. Bases 1 to 1002 code for a protein of 333 amino acids. Gene Ontology annotation, biological process: RNA processing.